AUGAAAAUCGACACGUCUGAUGGCGAGACCAUUGACGAAAGCCUUUAUUCGAGACAACUUUACGUUCUCGGUCACGAUGCUAUGAAAAAAAUGAGUCACUCUAACGUUCUCAUCAUCGGUUGUCGCGGUUUGGGUAUAGAAAUUGCCAAAAAUGUUUGUUUGGCAGGCGUUAAGAGUGUUACCAUUUAUGACCCUCAACCUACUCGUAUGGAAGAUCUUUCUACUCAAUACUUUUUGCACGAGGACGAUAUUGGAAAACCACGUGCUGAGGUCAGUGUUCCUAGAUUGGCUGAAUUGAAUGAAUACGUGCCCGUUAAGGCAAUCACAGAUAUUUCGCUCGAAACUCUCAAAAACUUCCAAUGCAUUGUGGUUACCGAAACGACGUUAACGAAACAAAUUGAAAUUAAUGACUUUACCCAUCAAAAUGACAUCGCUUUUAUCUCCACAGACGCAAGAGGCCUUUUCGGUUACAUUUUCUGCGAUUUUGGAAAGUCUUUUGUGUGCACGAAUACUGAUGGAAAUGAGCCUUUGACGGGCCUAAUUGCCGGCAUUGAUGAGACUGGCCUGGUAACUACUCUCGAGGAAACUCGUCAUGGCUUAGAGGAUGGUGACUAUGUCAGAUUCUCCGAGGUGAAGGGCAUGGAUGCAUUGAACCAAUCUCAACCUUUGAAGGUCUCCGUUAAGGGCCCUUACACUUUUUCUGUGGGACCCCUUGAGAAUAUGGGUACUUACAUUUCCGGUGGUUCUUUUGUUCAAGUAAAGAUGCCUUUGAAAAUAGAAUUCCGUUCUUUGCGCGAUUCUCUUGCCGAGCCCGAAUUUGUCUACUCCGACUUUGGUAAAAUGGAUCGUCCUCCUCAACUGCAUGUUGGUUUCCAAGCAAUUCUCGCCUUUGCCGAAGAAAAUGGCAGCCUCCCUCGCCCCCGCAACGAAGAAGACGCCGCGAAGGUACUUGCUCUUUCUGAAUCCAUUGCGAAGAAACUCAAGCUUGACGUUGAACUUGACAAGAAGCUCAUCUACGAGCUUUCUCAUGAAGCACGCGGUGAUUUGGUUCCGAUGACCGGUUUUAUUGGUGGUAUUGUUGCCCAGGAAGUCUUGAAGUCUUGUACUGGCAAGUUCUACCCUAUCAAACAAUACUUCUAUUUCGAUUCACUUGAGAGUCUGCCCUCUUCAGUUGAGCUGACCGAAGAGGAGUGCGCACCCAUUGGCAGCCGUUAUGACGGUCAAAUCACAGUGUUCGGUAAGAAGUUCCAAGCCAAAUUAGAAAACCUAAAGCAAUUUUUGGUUGGUGCUGGUGCUAUCGGUUGCGAAAUGUUGAAGAACUGGGCUAUGAUGGGUGUUGGCGCUGGUCCCAAUGGCCACGUUUUUGUGACCGAUAUGGACUCCAUCGAAAAAUCAAACUUGAAUCGACAAUUUUUGUUUCGUCCUAAGGACGUUGGAAAGCACAAGUCUGAAUGUGCCGCGACUGCAGUUGGUAUCAUGAAUGCUUCCAGCAUAGGUUCCAUUACGGCUUACCAGGAGCGUGUUGGUCAAGAAACAGAGAAUAUUUUCAACGAUGACUUCUUUGAGAAUCUUGACAUUGUUACUAACGCUCUUGAUAACGUUGAUGCUCGCCAAUAUAUGGAUCGUCGUUGCGUCUUUUUUCAGAAGCCAUUGCUUGAAUCGGGUACCCUCGGUACCAAGGGUAACACCCAAGUUGUUUUGCCCUUCUUGACCGAAUCCUACAGCUCUUCUCAAGAUCCUCCUGAGAAGUCAUUCCCCAUUUGCACUCUCAAGAACUUUCCUAAUCAAAUUGAGCACACUAUCGCAUGGGCUCGUGACUUGUUCGAGGGUUUGUUUAAGCAACCUAUUGACAAUGUCAACUUGUACUUAAGCUCCCCUAACUUUUUGGAGACAACGUUGAAGACCAGCAACAAUCCUCGUGAGGUGCUCGAGAGCAUUCGCGAUCACUUGGUCACUGAUAAGCCUCUUUCCUUUGAAGAGUGUAUCGUUUGGGGCCGUAUGCAAUUCGAGAAGUACUUCAACCACAACAUUCAGCAACUGCUCUUUAACUUUCCUAAGGAUUCUGUGACUUCCAGUGGACAACCGUUCUGGUCGGGCCCGAAAAGAGCCCCCACACCGCUUGUCUUUGAUGCUCACAACCCUCUUCAUUAUGAUUUCGUAAUCAACGCUGCUAACCUGUAUGCAUACAAUUAUGGUUUGAAGGGAGAGGCGAGUCCUGAUGUUGUGGAGAAGGUUCUUUCCUCUAUCGAAGUCCCUUCCUUCACUCCCAAGUCUGGUGUUAAGAUUCAGGUGAAUGAAACUGAUGAGGUUCCACAGGAAACUUCCGCUGACGAGAGUGAGUUGAAGACUAUCGUGGAUUCCUUACCUGCUCCUUCUAGCUUGGCUGGUUACCGUUUGAAUCCUUGUGAAUUUGAAAAGGAUGAUGACUCCAACCAUCACAUUGAUUUUAUUACUGCAGCUUCCAACCUGCGUGCUACCAAUUACCAAAUUAAGCCUGUCGACCGCUUUAAGACCAAAUUCGUUGCCGGAAAAAUUGUCCCUGCUAUGUGUACAUCUACUGCAGUUGCUUCUGGUUUGGUCAAUUUAGAGCUCUACAAAGUGGUAGAUGGUAAGAAGAACUUGGAGGACUAUAGUAAUGGUUUCUUCAAUCUUGCUAUUAGUCUUUUUACCUUCUCCGAUCCUAUUGCCUCGCCAAAGUUGAAGGUGAACGGCAAGGAGUUCGACAAAAUUUGGGAUCGUUUCACUAUUCCGAACAUCACCUUACAAGAGCUUAUUGAUAAGUUUGCGCAAGAGGAAAAGCUGGAGAUCACCAUGCUUUCGUCUGGUGUUUCAUUGCUUUACGCAAGUUUCCAUCCCCCAAAGAAACUUGCUGAGCGUUUGCCCUUAAAGAUUUCUGAUCUCGUGGAAUCUGUAUCUAAGCAGAAGAUUGACCCUAGUGUCAAGAAUCUGAUUCUUGAAGUUUGUUGUGAUGAUGAACAGGGAGAGGAUGUCGAGGUACCGUUUAUUUGUGUCAAGCUUUAA
This is a messenger RNA of Schizosaccharomyces japonicus yFS275, 3021 nucleotides long. Its product is annotated as ubiquitin activating enzyme E1. Lineage: Eukaryota; Fungi; Ascomycota; Schizosaccharomycetes; Schizosaccharomycetales; Schizosaccharomycetaceae. Gene Ontology annotation, biological process: response to stress; protein ubiquitination. Gene Ontology annotation, molecular function: ATP binding; ubiquitin-like modifier activating enzyme activity; magnesium ion binding. Bases 1 to 3021 code for a protein of 1006 amino acids. The transcript has 2 exons. Gene Ontology annotation, cellular component: nucleus; cytoplasm; cytosol. The record is from RefSeq and is a predicted model, not a curated record.